Macrosiphum euphorbiae (potato aphid) is the source of this 405-nucleotide messenger RNA. The record is from the annotation of a GenBank genome assembly. Lineage: Eukaryota; Metazoa; Arthropoda; Insecta; Hemiptera; Aphididae.
AUGGCUGAAAAAAUUUUGCAAGAACUACCUGAAAGAGAACCACAAAAAAAGUACAUAGUUAAGUUUGAAGAUGUACAACACUUUCUCGAUAAAGAUUUACCAUUGGAUUUGUUAGGUCCCAAUUCCAAAAAUGUAUUCAAAAGAUUCAAUAUUCCUGAAAUUUUUUUAAAAGUUCAACCAGAAAAGUGGCAUGAAUUAGAAGAGUACCAGAAAGGAAAAAGCAUAUUAAAUUCAAUAAAGGUGGUCAAUGAUACGGCAGAACGAGGAGUCAAACUUAUGCAGGAAUAUAACGACAAGUUUACCACAAAUGAAGAUCAAAAACAAUUUGUUUUACAGGUGGUUCAAGAUUGCAGAAAACAAUAUCCUGGAUUUACUCGAGAUACUCUCAAGAAACCAUAUACUUAA